Messenger RNA from Pistacia vera, 402 nucleotides. RefSeq names its product pentatricopeptide repeat-containing protein At3g62890-like. Bases 1 to 402 code for a protein of 133 amino acids. Gene Ontology annotation, molecular function: RNA binding; zinc ion binding. Lineage: Eukaryota; Viridiplantae; Streptophyta; Magnoliopsida; Sapindales; Anacardiaceae. The transcript has a single exon. Gene Ontology annotation, biological process: RNA modification. The record is from RefSeq and is a predicted model, not a curated record.
AUGCAUUCAAUACAUCUCACAGAGAUAGACCCACUGACUGAUGCAGCAUAUGUGCUGCUUUCAAAUGUUUAUGCAAAAGGUGGUAGAUUAGAUGGUGUGAGCAGACUAAGAACAAAGCUACAUGAUAUAGGAUUAAGGAAGCAACCACGAUAUAGCCUUAUAGAACAAGAUGUUCUUCAUACGUUUACUUGUGGGGAUUUCUUUGAUCCUCAUGCUACCGAAAUUUAUUCCAUGUUGGAGGAGAUUGAAAGAAGAUUACAGCAACAAGAACUACAACAAACAUCAUCUCACCAUAGUGAGAGGUUGGCUGUUGCUUUUGGGCUUAGAAUCACCCCUGAAAAAUCCCCAAUCCGAAUUGUGAAUAAUCUCCGGAUUUAUGGAGAUUGUAUCUCAAGCCUAUAA